Eleginops maclovinus (Patagonian blennie) is the source of this 2008-nucleotide messenger RNA. It is a transcript of the gene dusp14, whose product is annotated as dual specificity phosphatase 14. Gene Ontology annotation, molecular function: MAP kinase tyrosine/serine/threonine phosphatase activity. Gene Ontology annotation, biological process: protein dephosphorylation. Lineage: Eukaryota; Metazoa; Chordata; Actinopteri; Perciformes; Eleginopidae. The record is from RefSeq and is a predicted model, not a curated record. Gene Ontology annotation, cellular component: cytoplasm. The transcript has 2 exons. The coding region runs from base 364 to 990 and encodes 208 amino acids.
UCGCUGUUUGCACACCGCUCCUGUAGAAGCAGGAGGAUGAACUGAUGGCUCGUAUUUCUUUUGACUUUCAUGUUUUGUUGUUUUGUGUCGCUACUGUUGCGGUUAGUCUCCCUUCCCCUCGCCUCUCGCCAUCCCGCUGGAUGUCUGUAAAAGCGGACUGACUGCAGGUGAAUGUCCGGAGUGUGAGAGCAGUCCUCUGGAUUGAUGCAGGCGGAGAACACGCUUUGAAAAAACCUCCCAUCGCCGAACGACUGCGUGUCCACUGGAUCUGGCUUGCUGCACUGCUAUGACUCUGAGCUGCUGAAGAUUUUGCUUUAAAAAAACAUUUUCUGCCGUCCUUCUCAAAGCCUUCUUGAUUUCUCGAUGGGUUCCCGCAGCCAAGGCUUCUUUCACCACCACCACCAUCGUAACUCCAUGGUGCCCACUCUGGUACCGCGGCUCCUGCCUGAGAACGGCAGCCUGUUGGGGAGCAUCGCCCAAAUCACCCCCAACCUCUUCCUCAGCAGAGGGAACGUGGCCUCCAACCGCAGCGUUCUGCUGUCCAAAGGCAUUACCUGUGUGGUCAACGCGACCAUCGAGCUCCCCAACUUCAACUGGCCUCACAUGGAGUAUGUAAAGGUCCCUUUGGCGGAUAUGCCCCACUCCCCCAUCUCGUUGUACUUCGACAGCGUGGCUGAUAAGAUCCACAGCGUGGGACGGAAGCGAGGGGCCGUGCUGGUGCACUGUGCGGCAGGGGUGAGCCGCUCUGCCUCUCUGUGUCUGGCGUACCUCAUGAAGUAUCAUCGUGUGUCUCUGGCCGAGGCCCAUGCCUGGGUCAAAGCCCGCCGCCCAGUCAUAAGGCCCAACGGGGGCUUCUGGCGCCAGCUCAUUGAGUACGAGAGGAAGCUGUUUGGCAGAAACUCCGUUAAGAUGGUGCAGACGCCCUACGGGGUCAUACCUGAUGUUUAUGAGAGGGAUCGCAGGAGCCUGGCACCGUACUGGGGCCUGUGAGAUCCACAGUGUGGGGAACGAGGAGGAAGUGAAGUUGAGCCCUUUGGCCCUCCUGAUCUGCAGCUUCAUGUUUGUUCAGGACCGGCUAAGUGAGACGUGUGCAAGCGUACAUCUGUGUGAGGCUUAUUUGAAGAAUCCUGGUUGCCUUAGGAUGGAGAGAGUCUUAACCAAACACUGGUUGUUGAGGCUGUUCGUCCAACCAGUUCCUCAAUGUAGUCUGUGGGCAGGAACAAUGUGACUCUUGAUAAGGACCACAAUGAUGUCAGCAUGGAUAUCGGUGCCGUUUAUCUCCUGGUCCAUCUUUUUAGUUCCAUUGGAGGAUGAGCACAAGGUGAAGCUGUUCUGAGUUUGAGGCAAUGCAGCUCUGACAGUGUUGUGACUGAAGUCCUUUCCUGAUGUAAUGAUGUCAUGUGGUGGUCUUGUCCCAGUUCUGCAGUUAUCUUUAGUGUGCAAGGGCAGCAGCAUUCUCUCAAUGUACGGUAGCAUUUAAGAAACGUGUAGAGAUAUAAUGUUGACAAUUUUUUUUAUUGGAAUAUGAUUACGGUGAGGAACAAAAAGCAUUCUUUAACUGAAUUUUUAAAGAUGUUAUUAUACCUACCUUUUUUAAAGGUGAAAAUCUGGAAGAUGUAAGCUGAAAGUCAAGGGUUAGCUCCUGUGUACCACAGGGUUGAUUGUAAAAUCCUGUGACUACACUAUGUUAUUGUAGUGCUUUUGAUGCUGUUUAAAAAAGAUGUACAUCUGCUGCCUCAAGGGGAACUGGUAGCUCUAUGUUAGAUGCUUUGAAGAAUAUUUUUCAUCCCACUUGUUUUUGCCAAAAAUAUCAGAGCAUUUUCUUUUGCUCUAAAAGAGGGAUGUCACACAAGCCGAAGGUCCUAAAUCUGCUGGUAUUUGUUGGUUGACAUUUUUACUUUGCUGCAUGUCCUGUUUGAAAAUCUAAAAUCACUAUUUAGCACUUCAGUUUUAGGGGUGUGAUAAAAAAAAAAAGAAUACUUCAGUAAAUCACAAUACACCCUAUCAU